AUGUCGUACUUCCUACCUUCGUUCAUCCAGAAGCGCUUGCUGAAAUAUGCCCUAUCGCGCCUGGGUAUUGUCGAUACCGAUGCAUUGGAUCCCGAUAACCUUGGGAUACGCUGGGGACAGCGUAGUACGGUGGAACUGAGGGAUAUCGGUUUGAAGCUAGAGAAAUUAACAACUCUUCUCAACAUCCCUCCCAACUUCGAACUACUUAGUGCCCGCGUCCAUCUGCUUCGGAUCACCGUUCCGGCCGACAUCUACAGCAGCGGUAUAGCCUGCGAAGCCUGCGGCAUAAACGUACAUAUUCGAGUUCUCCCAGAUGAAGCAGCUGCAGAGAAGAAUGCUACCUCAAGUCCGCAGUCAUCUUCUUCGAAUCCUCCUGAAGAUGAGCGAAUUCUGCCCGACGCGACAAAUUUGGCUCACUCAUUUCUGGAGACCGAGCCAACGGAGGAAAAGAAAGAGCUGCAGGCCGCCUUGUCAUCCCAGUCACAUAUACUGCACAGGAGUAACUCUUCCACAGAUGAUGAGGAUGAGGAGCUUGGGCUGGGGAACGAAACAUUAUCACUUCCGAGCUUCGUUGCAGGAUUUCUGAGAGGCGUGGCGGACCGUUUUCAGUUGAAGAUCAAAAAUGUGGCCGUGAGGCUGGACAUGGAACUGAAGCAGGAUGGCCCCUCGAAGAGAUAUCCUGAGAAUAAGCCGGAUCUUGUCUCAGGCUUGCUGACCGUCGGCGAAGUCGACGUACACGGCACAUCAGAGUUUACUGCUGGUCGAGACGAGCCGCUGCCAGUACGUGCCGGCAAACGGCUGGUUGCGUGUUCAGGAAUUGAUUUCGGUCUCAUUUCCGACUCGGGUGUUUUUAGGAAUUAUGCCCGAUUUACUGUGCCAGCGUCUCCAGCCACAACAAUGCGAUCAAAAGACAGUCAAAGUCCUGAAAGGACUUUUUCUCCUCCACCAUUUCAAUCUUCAGACUCAGAUUUGGACUUGGCUAUGACAAGGUCGACAAUCUUUGAACCUUCUUACGGUCCCAAUGACGGCGAAGAUAGUGAACAAGAUAAUAGCGACAAUACCUCACAUGGUCACAUCGCUGUUGAUUGGAGCGCCGCUAGAGAACAUGCAAUUGGACAGCCGACUUCACCUAUCUCCUCAAACGGGACGCCUUCCCAUGAUGGCCGUUUCUCAGACGCGGCUUCUGAAGAUGAAUUCACGCACCACACCUCCCUUGACGAUUCUCGGGAAUCUUUAAGCGAAAUUCCAUUCUUGGACAAUCCUGAUUACUUGGAAUCUGUGAUCGAUACCCAAUUCGAUGACUUCGAUGAAGAACCGCCCGCUCCGCUUCGGCCUCGAAGGCGGCAAAUUACAGAAAGCUUAUCCAAUCCCGAAAAUCUGCUUCCUGAAAAUCAGUGUCAUCAAAAUCAUCGAGACGAAGCGGGAGCUCCUGAAUCGUUCGAUCUUGAAGAAGUUGCAGAGAAGUCAAUUUUCGGGGAAUCGGGUUCACGCGAUCAAUAUCAAAUCCAUUCCGAGCCCGUCGGCUUACCCGGUUCUCAUGAUGAGAUGAUGUCUUGCGGGGACGUAGAUGGGUCUCUAUCUCAAACGGGCUUGGUUUCGUCGAUUCACUUGAAACAAGGCUCUCAGUCCGAUGGCGGAAGUGUGUCUUCUGAGCAAGACACAUCUGGUACAGAUCUCAUGGAAUCCCAGUACUUCUCCCAUGACGAGGCUCAAAGUUUGUAUAUGAGCGCUUUGAGUCAAGGUGGUUCCUUUGCGCCGAGAAUGCCGGGUGCAUGGGAGUCAACCCAUCCCCAGUCAAGCACAGGAAGCUGUGCGCAGACUACCGAGGACGAAGGUGUUCCCACGGCCGGACAGGAUCCAUCCAAUGUAUCAACGCCAAGGGUAAAUGAAGAAUCAACGCGUUCUUACUUUGAGGAACGUGUUGAUCAGAACCAUUUCUCGUCUCGAUCUGUACCUACAGAUAGGAGCCCUACACCAACGCCCUCAUUGCCGGUCAGCAGCACAUCGGGUGAACAGAGGAAACCUAUCUUGAGCGUUGAUAAAGUCCUCAUAUGGUUACCGUCAAAUCUCAGCGAGGUAGAUUCAGACAUGGCCGCUCCGAAAAUGCCUGCGGAACAGACAGACAGUGAUCCCAGAAAUGUAUCAUCGCGUGAGCCUACAUACGAGGAUAGCAUGUUGGCUUCGAGGGCUUAUGCAGCUAUUGGGUCGCCGAACAACUUGAACGAGCCCUACCUGUCACUUGGAGAUAGUAACGAUGGCAUUUCAGGCAACAAAUCAAUCGCAGUAGAGAUUUUUACAAUUUCUAUUCAAUUCGACAUCGCUAUUGGCUGGCUUUUGAUCAAGGCAGGUCAGUAUCUCAGCUCGGCGUUUGGCGGCCGUGAUGAUGGUCAGCGGAAGCAGUCCGGCUCGUCGGAACAACCUACUUUGCAAGCAAGCCUGAGGGUUGAUACGCACAGCAUAUCAGUCAACUUCGUUGAGCACGUGGUCGAAGAAUCAUACGUGUUCCCACAUACGUUUGUGACACCACCUUUCUCUCCAGAUCAAGAAGGCCUGAUCUUGCAAGUCAAGGCCUCAUUAUUGGCAUUUCAUAUGUCCACGAGCGAGAGGCGCACAGUCCAGAGACUUGAUAUCUCCACUCUCACCUUUGGAACAUCCUCAGAACAAAUCAUCUCCUUCAAUGAAGGCUUGAAGAUGCGUACCUCGACGCGGGACUUUGCGGUUUCGUCCCAAAAUGAUAUUCACAUCUCUCUGACGAAAUCCGCAGACGCUGUCAAGGUCGACGUUUCGACUCUUCCUUUACACAUCAAUCUCAAUAUACAUCAUUUAGAGGAGGUUCUCGGAUGGAUGGGUGGUCUCAGCUCCAUCCUUGAACUUGGGAGCUCGAUUUCGUCCACGUCAACCAUGAAGGGUGCACCCGAAGUGAGUAAAAAGCGUCCACGUGCUGUUCACUUUGAGACACCAGCUUUUGCUUCUCUUGAGGAGAAACGAGUCUCUGUUCCUUGGAAAGUGAAUGCGCGAUUGGGAGGUGUCGUGGUUGAUGUCAUUGGUGAAUCACAUUACAUCAAUCUCAGCACUACCGCCAUAAAGGUCGUCAGUCGAUUCGAAGGUGUUGGCGUCCAGAUUGACAAAGCCAGACUGACCGGACCGCACUUGGUCGACAACUCAUCUGACCCACCUGCGAAGUUGACUUUGUCCAACAUCCGCGUCGAAUUCUUAUUUUCGCCGAAAGAGAUCGACCUGGAUCGUCUCUUAACCAUCAUUACGCCAUCUAAAGACAGAUAUGAUGAUGACGAUGACAUUAUGGUUGACACCCUGCUUCGGCAACGAAGACAGGGGUCAGUUCUCCGGGUAACGAUUUCAGGCAUGAAGACGGUGAUUUCGAACGUGUCUUCCCUGGCGCCACUCAAAGUGCUUGGCUCGGAGUUAGCUCGGCUAUCUACCGUAACGAAAUAUUUACCUGAGGAUGAUCGCCCAGGCAUUUUAACCUUGACAUUGGUCAGGGAUCUUGAGACACAAGUUCAUUUGGGAACGGAAGUUGGGGACAUUAAUUGUCGUCUCACCAACGCCGAGGUCGCGUGGAUUAGCAUGCCUUCCUUGGUUGCAACCCAGAUUGAGACCAUAGCCAUCACUCGAAAUCGUGGAGAGGAACUGAUUGGUGAAGCUUUAAUGUCGAUCAAAGAGCAGGGUCCUGCUAUGUCGCAUCCGCCUAUCUUCAUGGCUCGGUUCAUUCCAGAUGAGAUGGAUCCCACGUUCAAGAUUAAACUGCAAAACCUGCGCGUCGAAUACACAAUCUCCUCGGUUUUGGCAUUCAUGGGGCUCAGUGAAAGUGUAACUGGGGGAGAACUGGCAAGUGAGAUGGCAAACUCAAUCACCAAUCUCGCUGACCGCUCUGGUCAAUUCGUUGGGUCGUCUGGUUCCCCUACAUCUGAGAUCAGGGCGCCUUCUUCGUCUGAGAAGCCCAUCAAGAUUGCGGUGGUCUUUCAGGAUUGUGUACUUGGUCUCAACCCGCGUAAUUCGCCUGCAAAGGCUCUUGUGGUUCUAACGAAUUCCAAGUUCGGUGGUGCGGUGCACGGGGAUGAAUCGUCGGAAGCCAAUCUUGACAUCAGAAAAGCGUCGAUCCUCAUAAUUGACGACACCAAAAAUGAGGGAAGCGUUGACAAUCUGCGACAGCGCACCUCAGCAGUCACUCAGAGCGAUCAGGUGCAAGAAUAUAUCUCACUUGGCUAUGUUCCCGUCUCAUCUUUGUCCACCGCGACUGCGGCAGUCAAGAUUAUGCGACUUGCUGAAGACGGGUCCAAGUCUCUCGACGUCGAGCUGAAAAACCGUCUCUUGAUUCUGGAAACUUGUGCGGACUCAACCCAGACUCUCAUCAACAUCUUGAAUGGUCUUCAACCGCCUACCCCUCCCAGUGUUGCGGUCAAAUAUCGUACCGAGGUCACGCCACUCCAGGAUAUGCUCGCCUCUUUCUCGGGCAACGACUUUGAUGCAGAAGUCCAACCAGCGCGCUCGCCUGAAGGUACCGCAGAAGUAUCUGAGGUUAAUAGUGAUGAACUCGAGUACGUCAGCGAAUUCUACCCUAAAGGCUACGAGCCUCCGGAUGCCACUGCCUCGGAGCCGCCCGAGGUCAGCGCCAGUGGUGAACUGGCUGAUAGCUUUCAGUCCAAUUUCCACGUCUCAUCGAGUCUCACCGAGCUUGACUUUCAAGAGGACCAUUUCGCCAAAAGUUCUGCUGUUGGAGGAACUGCACAUCGCUGGGAUACCGCGGAGAACACGUACGGUCUCUCCAAUGAUCAAAAGCUUCACAAGAGUCCUCUGCGCGUCAGAGUGCGAGAUGUGCAUGUGAUUUGGAAUCUCUUCGAUGGCUUUGACUGGCAACGAACAAGAGAUACCAUAUCUAAAGCCGUCGAGGAAGUUGAGAUGAAGGCUACGGAGCGACGGGCUCGAACAUCCCGCAUGUUCCCAGCAGCUGAAGAGGAAGAAGAAUCUGUCAUUGGCGAUUUCCUCUUCAAUUCGAUUUACAUUGGCAUACCCGCCAACAAAGAUCCCCGGGAGUUGCAUCGAGAAAUAAAUCGCGACAUCAACGACCUCUCCAGCGAAACUGGAAGCUAUGCUACGUCCACGACCGUCACUGGUGUUACGCCUCGACAAGGCCGUUCUACGCAUGUGAGAGAGAAGAAGAAGCUUCGCUUGCAUCGUAGCAAGCAUCAUAAAAUGACAUUCGAGUUGUCGGGUAUAUGUGCGGAUCUCGUCGUCUUCCCGCCUGGUUCAGAAGAGACUCAAAGCUCCCUGGAUGUACGCAUCAAGGACUUGGAAGUCUUUGACCAUGUUCCUACUUCGACAUGGAAGAAGUUCGCCACCUACCUUCAUGAGGCUGGUGAGCGCGAGAGUGGGACAAGUAUGAUUCAUCUGGAAAUCUUGACAGUGAAGCCGAUUCCGGAGCUCGCAGCAUCGGAGAUCGUCUUAAAGGCCACCGUACUACCACUCCGGUUGCAUGUCGAUCAAGAUGCUCUUGAUUUCAUGAGUCGAUUCUUCGAAUUCCGGGAUGCAUCAGUGGAAGCCUCGCCCACUCCUGCAGAUGCACCAUUUUUGCAGCGCGUUGAGGUCAAUGCGAUACAGGUCAAGCUUGAUUUUAAGCCCAAGCGCGUUGACUAUGCCGGGCUCCGAUCAGGUCGCACGACUGAGUUUAUGAAUUUCUUUGUGCUAGAUGGAUCUGACUUGGUGCUACGACAUGUCAUUAUCUACGGAGUCUCUGGAUUCGAUCGCCUUGGAAUUACUCUCAACGACAUUUGGACUCCGGAUGUGAAGGCCAAUCAGCUGCCGGGUGUUCUUGCCGGUCUUGCGCCUAUCCGGUCUCUGGUCAAUGUCGGUGGCGGCGUUCGCCAGCUGUUUGUCGUGCCGAUGCGUGAAUACCAGAAAGAUGGCCGAAUCGUGCGCAGUAUUCAAAAGGGGGCAGUGGCGUUUGCCAAGACCACGUCGAGUGAAUUGGUAAAACUGGGAGCCAAACUGGCCAUUGGCACACAAACUGUCCUGCAGGGUGCGGAAGAUUUGCUCGCCUCUCCCCAGGACGCGGCUGCCAUGUUGGAAGAGGAUCAUGAUGAUGACGGAGAAAGCAACAAGAUCUCUCCCUACGCCGAACAGCCACUUGGGGUGGUUCAAGGGCUACGAGGUGCUUUCCGGGGGCUGGAACGCGAUCUUCUUCUGGCGCGGGACGCUGUGGUCGCGGUACCUGGCGAAGUGGUGGAAAGUGGUAACGCCAAAGACGCAGCAAAGGCCGUUCUCAGACGGGCACCUACACUCAUUCUCCGACCCGCCAUUGGAGUCUCCAAGGCGGUUGGUCAAACCCUGCUGGGUGCUGGAAAUAGUCUGGAUCCCAGUAAUAGGCGUAAGAUGGAAGAUAAAUAUAAACGUCAUUAG
Molecule: messenger RNA, 6414 nt
Organism: Penicillium oxalicum
Lineage: Eukaryota; Fungi; Ascomycota; Eurotiomycetes; Eurotiales; Aspergillaceae
Gene: atg2
Exons: 4
Coding region: 1-6414 (2137 amino acids)
Biological process (GO): reticulophagy; autophagy of mitochondrion; piecemeal microautophagy of the nucleus
Cellular component (GO): phagophore assembly site; extrinsic component of membrane
Molecular function (GO): phosphatidylinositol-3-phosphate binding
Source: RefSeq, a predicted model, not a curated record